Messenger RNA from Caenorhabditis angaria, 16331 nucleotides. The record is from the annotation of a GenBank genome assembly. NCBI's taxonomy places the organism in Eukaryota, Metazoa, Nematoda, Chromadorea, Rhabditida, Rhabditidae.
AUGGAUGGAGAAUUCUCAAUAGAUCGUCUAUUUUUGCGAUUAGUAUGUGCAGACACAAAUUCGAAGCUGCAAAAGUUCACAAAUGAUCAUUUAUUCGAAAUUUUGGAUUUUGCUGGAAAAUCGGCUGGAAAUAUGCCAAAAGUCAUGGAAUUGCUGCAGCAUUACAACAAAAUGGUGAAGACGAAUUUGGAGAUUAAUUUUCCCGUCGAUAAGCUCAUCGAACUCUUCCAAGGCUCAUCUGCAGUUUCAGCCAAUCUCUCUCAAAUAUAUCUGAAAAUGUCGAAAUCGCGUGUGCCGCCCGUGCAACAAAUCCCGCUUUUACCCAUUUUCCUCAAAUCUAUCGACAAAAAACCCAACGAUUUGACGUUUGCCUACGAGAUUUUUGCACUUUGUUUUCCGGCGCUCGAAGAAUUGAGCAAAAUCGAGCGAAAUCAGUGGGAAUUGAGCGAGGAGGAUGUGAAGUUGAGUGAGGUUGGCGAGCGAAUUUUGGCCAGGAUUUUUGCCGCGUUUUUGGCGUUCAGAGCGAAUAGUUUGUGAGUUUUUUGAGAAAAAUUGGGGAAAAAACUACGAUGCUCCGCAUUUACACCUCAAAUUUUUUGCUGAAAAGCUGAGAAAUUCAAAAAUUUCAUCAAAAAACUACAAUACUCCGCUUUUACACCCCUAAAAAUAAUGAAUUUUAGCGCGAAAUUUCGAAAAUUCAAAUUUUGAUUAGAAAAUUGAGAAAAACUACGAUGUUCCGCUUUUACACCCCACAUUUUCAGCGCUAAAGCUGGGAAAUUCAAAAAUUUCAUCAAAAACCACGAUGCUCCGCGUUUACACCCUGAAAAAUGAAGAAAUUUUAGCGCGAAAUUUCGAAAAUUCAAAAUUUCAGUCGAAAAUCGUAUAAAACUACGAUGCUCCACGUUUACACCCCAUAUUUUCAGCGCUAAAACUGGGAAAUUCAAAUUUUUCAUGAAAUAACAUGAUUUGCUAUGGAUUUUUUUGCGAAAACAACGACACUCCGCGAAUUACACCCAUAAUUUUCAGAGACGAAAUCGCCAAAAACAUCGAAAGCUAUCAAAAAAACGAGGAUUUCUCAUGUGCCGGCCUCUCACCGCAUGAAUAUUUUCAAAUUUCUCAAAAAAUUUGUCCAGAAAAACUGGAGCUCUCGAAAAACAAGCUUGCUCUCGUCAAAUUGUUGGGCCUCGAUAUAUUCUCCAACUCCAAAAACACCUUCCCAUUGCUCAUUUUAGCAGCUGCAGCCAAUUUGAACAUUGUCGAUGAGGCUGCUGAACAUUUGAUCAAGAAAUUCGAGAUUGAAGAAAUGGUGGAUGAUUUGGCGGUGUGCCAAGAUUUGAUGGGUUUCUAUUUGGGCUCAGCUAUUGCUCCAGGCAAAAAUGACAAAAAAUCGAUAAUUCAACCGGCGAAUUUUGUACAAAAACAGAAAAUUUUGCCGUUUUUGACCAGGUCUAAAACUGCGCCCACGGUUUAUAUGAAUAAUAUUAAGGUAGGGGAUUUUUGGGGGGAAAAUGGGCCUGAAACCAGCCUAAAAUGGCCAAAAAUGGCCAAAAAUGGCCCGAAAUGGCCUAAAAUGGCCAAAAAUGGCCCAAGAUGGCCAAAAAUGGCCCAAAAUUCCCCAAAAUUCCCCAAAUUCAUCGAUUUUUCCACAGAUUUGCAUCGAUGGAAUGGAAAAUGCCCAAGUUCCCCGUCUUCAAACCGCCGCCUUCCAAUUUUUCCACUCAGUCAUCGAAAAAAUGCCCCAAACCGCUUUGAAAACGCUCGGAGCCACGCUUUUUGCAAGAUUGAGGAAGUAUUGUAAAACUGUGAUUGCUGUGAGUGUUUUUCCGGGGAUUUUUGACUGAAAAUGAGCCUGGAACGUGGAAAUUUGGAUUUCUAGGCCAUUUUUUGGAUUUCUAGGACAUUUUUUGGGUUUCUAGGACAUUUUUUUCGGAUUUUUAGGCACACCUGACGAGAGAGUGUCCCAAAUUUUUUGUGCAGUGUGAAAAUUUUUUCAAAAAAAAAUGUGCAGCGUGAAAUUUUCAAGUUUUUCGAAAAAAAAAAAAAGUCCGCGGGCAGGAGGAUUCGAACCAUGGUCUCAUGCUCGCCAGUCUAAAAUGCUAUCCUCUCGGCCACAUCUCUUUUUUCUCCCGAAGGGAAAAAUGUUGGUGGAAAGGAAACUGUUUUCAAACGAAUGCGUUGCAACGUUGCUCAAAAUUUGAAGUUAGGAUAACUAAGCUUAGGCUUAACGGAUAUAGUUGAUUUUUUUCCAAUAGAUUGCUAAGGUCAUAGGCAGUGUGGAACACCAUGAGUGCAGUGUGGAAAUGCCCUAUUUCGCUGUUAUUUUGAAGUGUCCAUUUUGAUGGUAAAUAUGGACAUUACAAAGAAUCGGACGGCAUUUUUUUUCGAGCACAUAUCAAGGGUUGGUAUAUUCAGAAAGUUGGUGUAUUUUUAAGCGUAGUUUUUGAAUUUACCCAUGUGCAGUGUGGAAUUUGAAGUUUUUUCAUAGAAAGUCAAUUUUUUUGAAAUUUCAGUGACACUAUGGUUUGCUAAGCAGUCACGUAAAUUCCACACUGCACAUUAUGUUACCACACUAAAACAAAAGUCUGCUGAGUUGAUUUUCACCGAGAAACUUCGAAAAAUUCGCAAUCUGAAGUUGAUUUUGAAGUUGGGAAAAAAAUAAAAAAAGUUAGCUCGAAUGAAGAUUCGAACCUGGGCCUUCUGAACACUAGCAAAAUGGCCUACCACUGAACUAAAUGUGCAUUUAUUUCCCCAAGUUAAAUGUUGAUGAAAAGGAAACAAAGUUUAUUUUCGAAAAAAAUGCAGUGUGACUUUUGAAAAAAAUGUACAGUGUCCAUUUUGGACACGUCUCGUCAGGUGUGUUUUUAGGUCAUUUUUUUUAGAUUUAUAGGCCACGUUUGGUUUUAUAGGCCGUUUUUCACAUUUCUAGGCCAGUUUUUGGAUUUCUAGGCCGUUUUUUUGGAUUUCUAGGCCAUUUUUCAAGUUUCUAGGCCAUUUUUUGGAUUUCUAGGACUUUUUUUGGAUUUCUAGGACAUUUUUUGGUUUUCUAGGCCAUUUUUUUAAAAUUUCUAGGCCAUUUUUUGGUUUUCUAGGUCAUUUUUUGGAUUUCUAGGCCAUUUUUUGGUUGCCCAGGCCAUUUUCAGAAUUCUAGGUCAUUUUUUGGAUUUCUAGGCCAUUUUUCGGGUUUCUAGGCCAUUUUUCGGGUUUCUAGGCCAUUUUUCGGGUUUCUAGGCCAUUUUUCGGGUUUCUAGGCCAUUUUUUGGUUGCCCAGGCCAUUUUUCAGAAUUCUAGGUCAUUUUUUGGAUUUCUAGGCCAUUUUUCGGGUUUCUAGGCCAUUUUUCGGGUUUCUAGGCCAUUUUUUGGUUGCCCAGGCCAUUUUUCAGAAUUCUAGGUCAUUUUUUGGAUUUCUAGGCCAUUUUUCGGGUUUCUAGGCCAUUUUUUAGAUUUCUAGGCCAUCUACGUGUCAAAAAAUUCAAUUUUUUUCCAGAAUUCCCCCGCUCUUUGCCUAGUCUAUCGAUGUCUUGGAACUCUGGGAAAAGUCAAGCCAGAACUGGUAUUUGAUGAUAUUUCGAUAGUGAAUGAGAUGUUUGACACGAUUAUUGAGGUAAUUUCACGCAAAAUCCCGUUUUCCCCGCGAAAAAUGCUCCAAAAUGGGCGGAGCCACCCGAAGCUCCGCCCACUUUUUGCGGCAGACGACGAGAGACAGCGCGCGCAUCUUUUCUAUGCAUUUCGCAUUCGGUUUCUUUGUGGCCUUGUGGCCUAAUGGAUAAGGCGUCUGACUUCUAAUCAGAAGAUUGCAGGUUCGAUCCCUGCCUGGGUCAAAAUUUUUUGUUUUUUUUUUCCGAGCGGAGCGAGUGUAGAAGUGUGAAUCUAGGUAAAAAUCAAUAAUUUUUCCAGACUUCUGCUGAUGACGUGGGCUACAGUGUAGUCGAUUGUCUUGUCGCAUGGCUUCCGGGAUUUUGUGCUGCGAAAACGCAAGAUGCCACAAAUUCCGCGCUGAAAACCUAUAUUUCCGCACACGUGACGCAUGAAAAUGCAAAAUGCCGCAUGGUUUCGCUGAAAUAUAUCGAAGCGCUCAUAUUUUCUGAUGAGGAUUUGGAUUUGACUUGGAUCCUAUUAAGAGCUUGCGGUGAUUUACGCGAGGAAAUGCGCGCGGAAGCCGCGCGGUUGCUCGAAAUCUCACUCAAAACCAACAAAAUUCCCGAAUUGUCCAAAAUUAUUGCGAAAUUUUGGGGAUUUUUGAGCGAUGACGUGGCAAAAUGCGCGCCAAAUUCGAAUUUUUCCGCAUUGAUUCAUCAAAUGUGCUCGAGAUAUAUCUGGGCCGCGCUGGAGACGCGGAUUUGCGGAAAGCCCGCGGAAUUGCGGAUUGUUGAAGGUGAUGAGCAUUGGAUUACGGUGGCGCCCAGAAUUUAUCGAUUGAUUUUGGAGGAGAAUUUGGAGCUGGAAAUUGUGGAGAAUUUGGUGAAAAUGGCGCUUUUUGGGUGUCGGGAGAGUAUUGGUGGGUUACUGUAGCUGAAGAUUUUUGGCGCCAAAAAUUUGGGUUACUGUAGGCUUUCAAAAUUUUUGAAUUUUGAUUUUUCGCGCCAAAAAUCCUGAAUUUUAGGUUACUGUAGGUUUUUCUGAUCUUUUGAAAAUUUGAAUUUUCGAGUUUUCGCGCCACUGAAAAAACUACAGUAAUUUUUUUGUUGAAAAUUCAAAAAUUUCAAUUUCGCGCCGAAUUGUUCUACAGUACCCCCUAGGAGUUUUUUGCCGCCAAAACUUUUAAAUUCAAAUUUUUUCCCAGAUGUUCACCAAUACCGUAUCGCAACCUGCUUCCUAAUGGCCCUCAAAAAUCACCCACAAAAAUCGGGCCUAGAUUUUACGGACCAAAUUCAGGCCUGCAGCCUGAAAGCCCGAGAUUCCACGAGAUUUGAAUUGUCGCAAGCCAUAGCUUUUUUGUUAUCGAAUUUGAUUCCCGAAGGCCCGGAAGGCCUGGAAAAAAUUCAGGCCGAACUAGAGGCCAAAAAUAUUCCUGGACUUUGCUGGAUCGCGUCGGCCUAUGCAGUUAAAGGCCCGGAUUCAGGCCUGAAAGGCCUGCUCUUGAAGUACUGUAGAGAAGGAUAUGAAAGGCCCAGUUCGAUGCUUGAAGCGGCCCUGGGAGCUUUGGGCUUUUUGAUGGUCCACGCGGAAGCGUUUCCGCUUCCGGAAGCCGAAGAGAUUGCGGAAAAGAUUGCGGCAUCGCGCAAGGAUUCGCUGUCGCAGAAGAGUCGCGAAGCUGCCGCAAGGAUUCUGGGGUAUUCCGGAGCGCAGGCGGCACUUUUCCGCGUCGGAGAAGGCCCUCCGCAACCCGAACUUCAGCUAACUGUUGGCGAAGCGAUGAUUGAUGCGAUGUUGGGAAGAUAUUCAGUGAAUCGCAGGAAUUUUUAUGUGAAAGCAGAGGAGGAGAUGGGAAUUGAGGUGGGCGGAAGCGGAAGCGGAAUUUUCCGCGAAGCAGCCACGUGGAUUAGUAUGAUAUGGUAAACGUCAUAGUAAAACGCGUGGCCGCUUUGCGGAAGAUUGAAAACUACGAUACUCCGCGUUUACACCAUCAAUUUUGAAGGUGUAAAUGCGGAGUAUCGUUUGAAAAUGUUUAAUAAUUUGAUGCCUGAACCCAAAAAUUUCAGCAAUUUUCAUGAAAAUCUUGGUUUUUCUAAAAAAUGUUGAAAUUUUUGGGUUCUCGCGCAGGGGAACCUAUCGUCAAUUUUUUUGGUGAAAAAACAACGAUACUCCGCGUUUACACCAUCAAAAUUGACCCAUUUUCCAUCAAUUUUGAAGGUGUAAAUGCGGAGUAUCGUUUGAAAAACGUAAAUUUUGGUCUACAAACAAGCUUAGGGAUAUUUUUCUACAGUAACCCUGAUUUUUUUUUUUGCACAAAAAUUCCCGGAUUUUUUAGGUUUCAAAAAUUUGAUAAGAAAUUUGCGAUUUUUCUGGGUUACUGUAGUUUUUGGCGUAUCAAAAAACCCCAAUUUUUCGAGAAAAAGAAAAAAACUACGAUGCUCCGCAAUUACAGCUUCAGAAACCUAGGUGUUUUUGGUAUCAAAAAAUCCCAAAUUCCCGGUAGAUCAAAACUACAGUAAUCCUGAAUUUUCCCAGAUCCUCGUCACCGAUUUAGCCGAACUCGAAAUGCUCCAAUCUCGCUGCACACUUCUCCUAACCGAAAUCAUCGACGAAAAGCUGACGUCACAAAAUCAUCAUUUACGGCGAGCCGCAUUGGUUUGGCUUCUCGUCCUGACGCAACGUCUUUCCGCACGCGGAUUCACCGCAUUCCGCGACAAAACAUGCCUCAAAAUGAUACAGAAUGCGUUUGCGGAUGGGCUUACCGAAAAUGACGAGUUUACCCAGGAUAUCGCGUCGAAGGGCAUGGGUUUGGUGUAUUCGCAAGCGGAUGCGACGUUGCGGAAAGAAUUGGUCGCGGAAUUGAUGGAAACGCUUGCGGAAGGCCGGAAAACCGCGCGGAAAAUUGAUGGAAAUACGGUGCUUUUUGAGGUCAUAUCUUCAUGGGAUUGCUCAUGUUAAUCUAUUUUUUUUUCAGAAAGGACAACUUGGAAAAACUCCGACUGGUGAUAAUUUGACGACUUAUAAAGAGCUUUGUACUUUGGCCAGUGAUUUAAAUCAACCAGAUUUGGUCUAUAAAUUUAUGCAAUUGGCUAAGCAUAAUGCCACGUGGAAUGCGAAAAAAGGAGCGGCUUUUGGAUUUGGAGCAGUUCUCGAGCAGGCCAAAGAUGAGCUUGAACCGUAUUUUGGAAGCUUGGUACCCAAGUUGUUUAGGUAGGGGUCGAUAGCAAGUGUAGACCGCAAGCUUCCGCGUCAGCGGCCACGCGGAAGCUUGCGGUUUACACUCGCGCACAGCGCUCGGGUCGAGCGAAGCGAGUGUAGACCGCAAGCUUCCGCGUCAGCGGCACUGUCUUCCGCUUCAGCGGCCACCUGGAUUACUAUGAUAUGGUAAACGUCAUAGUAAUCCGCGUGGCCGCUAAAGCGGAAGACAGUGCCGCUGACGCGGAAGCUUGCGGUUUACACUCGCGCACAGCGCUCGAAAAAAAAACUAGAUUUGAUGCCUGAACCCAAAAAUUUCAGCAAUUUUCAUGAAAAUCUUGGAUUUUCUGGAAAAUGUUGAAAUUUUUGGGUUCUCGCGCAGGGGAACCUAUCGCCAAUUUUUUUUGCUGAAAAAACUACGAUACUCCGCAUUUACACCAUCAAAAUUGACCCAUUUUCCAUCAAUUUUGAAGGUGUAAAUGCGGAGUAUCGUUUGAGAAACGUCAAUUUGAUGCCUGAACCUUAAAAUUUCAACAAUUUUCAUGAAAAUCUUGGAUUUUCUGAAAAAUGCUGAAAUUUUUGGGUUCUCGCGCAGGGUAACCUAUCGCCAAUGUUUUUUCCGCGUCAUAGUUUUCCGCAUGGCCGCUUACGCGAAAGCUUGCGGUCGACACUCGAAAAUUUUGGGAUUUUUUGAUACCAACAAGCUUAGCUUCUACAGUAACCCUGAUAUUUUUGUGCCCAAAAAUUCCCGGAUAUUUUAGGUUUCAAAAAUUUGAUAAGAAAUGCGAUUUUUCUGGGUUACUGUAGCCGUAUUUGGUAUCAAAAAAUCCCAAAUUUUUCGAUAACUACGAUGCUCCGCAAUUACACCUAUGAAAAUAGAAUAUUUAUUCGAAAACAACGAUUCAAAACCACUUGAUACAAGUCCAAAAAAGACAGUGUUCGUCUUUUGCACAAUCCGAACUGAUAUAACAAGCAUCGAUUGAAGUUGCCAUCAGAAUCGGGAGAAUCGAGAAGAUUUUUGACAGGGAAAACAUUUUUCUUUAGAGAAUUUCGCUGCAGAUUUGUUUUUAUGCGAGCAAAUUUGAUGAAAAUUGAUUCGAAUUAGGUCUACAGUAACCCUAGGGAUGUUUGGUAUCAAAAAAUCGCGAAUUUCUGUGAAAUUUGGGAUUUUUUGAUACCAAAUAAGGCUACAGUAACCCAGAAAAAUCGCAACAAUUUUUCCGAGAAAAAAUUUCUUAUCAAAAUUUUGAAACCUAAAAUAUCCGGGAAUUUUUGUGCACAAAAAAAAAUCAGGGUUACUGUAGAAAAAUAUCCCUAAGCUUGUUUGAUAUCUAAAAAUCGCGAAUUUUUCGAGCGAAGCGAGUGUAGACCGGAAGCUUCCGCGUUAGCGGCACUAUCUUCCGCUUUAGCGGCCACGCGGAUUGCUAUGACGUGGGAUAAAUCGCUUUAGCAAUCAUAUCCCACGUCAUAGCAAUCCGCGUGACCGCUAAAGCGGAAGACAGUGUCGCUGACGCGGAAGCUUGCGGUUUACACUCGCUCCGCUCGACCCGAGCGCUCUGCGCGAGUGUAGACCGCAAGCUUCCGCGUAAGCGGCACUGUCUUCCGCUUUAGCGGCCACGCGGAUUGCUAUGACGUGGAUUUUUGGCGCCAAAAUCCUAACUCUAACCUUAUUUGGUAUCAAAAAAUCCCGAAUUUCGGGUAGAUCAAAACUACAGUAAUCCUAAACUGUCUGAACAGGGCUUGCGAAGCACGCCACGUGGCUUUUUUGGCCCAAAAACUCUACAGUAAUCCCCUAAGCUUGUUUGGUAGCAAAAAAUCCCGAAUUUUGAGAGAAAAACUACGACACUCCGCAUUUACACCUUAAGAAACCUAGCCUUGUUUGGUAUCAAAAAAUCCCCGAAUUUUUCGAGCGAAGCGAGUGUAAACCGCAAGCUUCCGCGUCAGCGGCCACGCGGAUUGCUAUGACGUGGAUUUUUGGCGCCAAAAUCUUCACACUAACCUUAUUUGGUAUCAAAAAAUCCAGAAUUUCGGGUAGAUCAAAACUACAGUAAUCCUAAACUGUCUUAACAGGGCUUGCGAAGCACGCCACGUGGCUUUUUUUGGCGCCAAAAAUAUCCCUUAGCUUGUUUGGUAUCAAAAUGACUCAAAUUUUGCGAGAAAAACUACGAUGCUCCGCAAUUACACCUUCGGAAACCUUACCUUAUUUGGCUUGCAGAUAUCGCUACGAUCCCGAUAUCAAAGUUCAACAAUCAAUGCGAUCCAUCUGGUCAGUGCUAACUUCAAACCGAAGAAAUGUGGUCGAUGAAUUUGCUGAUGAAAUAGCUCAAGAAUUGCAGCCGGCGCUGAUAAAUAAAGAAUGGCGUGUUCGAGAAUCGGCAUGUUUAGCCAUGAGUGAUUUGCUGCGAGGUCAUGACACUCCAAAAAUGCACCAGAAAAUUGGGGAAUAUUUGGAAAGUGUGUUGAGAGUUCGAGAUGAUAUUAAGGAAUCGGUUAGAUUGGCGGCGGAUAAAACUGCUGAAAGUAUUCGGAGACUUAUUGUUAGGUAAGGUUUUUGGGGGAAAAAGCUCAAAAAAUGCUCUUUUUAGACCUAAAAUUCAUGAAAAAUGCUUAAUUUUGAGCUGAAAAUCAUGAAAAUUUCCUCUAAAGCUAAAGGGAUUGCUCAUGUUAAAUUUUAAGCUUCAAAUCCAGAAGCUGCAAGAAAAUUUUCAAAAAAUAUAUAAAGAUUGCUCAUGUUAAUCGCAAAAAUCCAAAUUUUUGACUUAAAAUUUAUUAAAAAUGAGCUGAAAUCAAUAAAAUUGCUCAAAAAUGCUCAUUUUUGAGCUGAAAUUCUUGAAAAUGCUCAAUUUUGAGCUGAAAAUCAUAAAAAAUGCUCAAUUUUAACCUAAAUUUUAUGAAAAAUGCUCAAUUUUGAGCUGAAAUUCAUGAAAAUGCUCAUUUUUGAGCUGAAAUUCAUGAAAAAUGCUCAAUUUUGAGCUGAAAUUGAUCAAAAAUGCUCAAUUUUGAGCUGAAAUUCAUGAAAAUGCUCAAUUUUUACCUAAAAUUCAUGAAAAAUGCUCAAUUUUGAGCUGGAAUUCAUGAAAAAUGCUCAAUUUUGAGCUGAAAUUGAUCAAAAAUGCUCAAUUUUGAGCUGAAAUUCAUGAAAAUGCUCAAUUUUUACCUAAAAUUCAUGAAAAAUGCUCAAUUUUGAGCUGAAAUUCAUGAAAAAUGCUCAAUUUUGAGCUGGAAUUCAUGAAAAUGCUCAAUUUUGAGCUGAAAUUCAUGAAAAAUGCUCAAUUUUGAGCUGAAAUUCAUGAAAAAUCCUCAAUUUUGAGCUAAAAUUCAUGAAAAAUGAGCAAAAAUGAGCUGAAAUCAUUGAAAAUGCUCAAAAAUCCUUGAAAAUCACCAAUUUUCGUCGCGUAAAAGCGGAGUGUCGUAGUGUUUUCCAGAUUGGCUUCUUCUACCAACAUCAAAAAAUCCGAUGAAUUCCUCUCAUCAAUCCUCCCAUAUCUCGUAGAUCAAGGAAUUGUGAAUUCAACAAUCAAAUCCAACAAGAUCUAUUGUCUAGCACUUCUAUUAGAUCUCACAAAAUCGGCCGGCAAACAACUCAAACCCUACCUCCAACAUCUAAUUCCGAUCCUCCUCGACACGAUAUCCGAAAACGAAUCAGCCGUGUUGAAUUAUGUGGCUGUCCGCGCGGAUUCCGCGCAACUCGAAGCGUUGGAUGACGCGAGAGCAAAUAUGGCGAGAAGUUCGCCGAUGAUGACGGCAAUCAAUGAUUUGUUGCCGCAUGUUGAUGCGCGGAUUUUGGCGGAGAUGACGCCGAAGAUUGCCGAUCAACUUAGAGCAUCGGUUGGAGUGUCGACGCGUAGUGCUGCUGCGCAGCUUAUUACGCAACUUGCGUUGAGAGCACCGCAAUUGAUGAUGGAUUCCAAGGUGGGGGUUUUGGGAGGUUGCUCAUGUUAAUCUGCUAGAAAUUGCUCAUGUUAAACUUCUAGGGAUUGCUCAUAUUAAUCUCAAAAAUGUUGAUUUGAAUUUUUAACAUGAGCAAUCCAUAUUUCUGGGGAAAAUCUUUCCAUUAGGAUUGCUCAUGUUAAGUUUAUCGCUCUAAAUCAUAAAAUAUAGGGAUUGCUCAUGUUAACUUCAACAAAAAAAUGUUAUUUUACCGAAAAUUUGGAGCAUUGCUCAUGUUAAGAAGGAGAAAAAUAGGGAUUGCUCAUGUUAGUCUUAUAGAUAUUGCUCAGGUUAAGUUUGAAGCUUUAAAGCAAAAAUAUAGGGAUUGCUCAUAUUAAUCUUCUUGGGAUUGCUCAUGUUAAACUUCUAGGGAUUGCUCAGGUUAAUCUUUUAGGUAUUGCUCAUAUUACUCUCAUAGGGAUUGCUCAUGUUAGUCUCGGAAAUGUUGACUUGAAUUUUUAACAUGAGCAAUCCCUGUUUUUUUGGGGAAAAUUUUUUAUUAGGGAUUGCUCAUGUCAAAUUCAACAAAAAAUGUUAUUUUACCGAAAAUUUGGAUCGUUGCUCAUGUUAAGAAGCGAUUGUGUCUUUCUUGAGAAAAAUAGGGAUUGCUCAGGUUAAACUUCUUGGGAUUGCUCAUGUUAGUCUUAUAGAUAUUGCUCAGGUUAAUAUUUUAAUGAUUGCUCAUUUUAAUAUUCUAGAUAUUGCUCAUGUUAACUAUAAAGCUUCAAAGCAAAAAUAUAGGGAUUGCUCAUAUUAAUUUUCUAUAGCUUGCUCAUGUUAAACUUCGAGGGAUUGCUCAUAUUAAUCUUCUAGACGUUGCUCAUGUUAACUAUAAAGCUUCAAAGCAAAAAUAUAGGGAUUGCUCAUGUUAUUCUUCUAGGGAUUGCUCAUUUUAAUAUUCUAGGCGUUGCUGAUGUUAACUAUAAAGCUUCAAAGCAAAAAUAUAGGGAUUGCUCAUGUUAGGAAGCUAUUUUUUCUUUUUUCUUUUCCGAAGGAGGAAAUUCUACAAAAACAUGUUGAUGAAUGAAUGAUAUUUAUUUUUGGAAACACAUAUUAAGAGUCCGUGACACAAUCGAACAACCAACAAUAAUAGCCUUUUGGACAAUCUGAAUGAUAAAAACAAGCAUCGACUGAAGCGGCCAUCAAAAAUGCGAGAAUUGACAAAAGUGUUGGGGAAAACAUCAGGAUUUGAAGUUUUUCUGCACAACCUUUUUUUAUACGAGAAAAAUUGAUGAAAAUUGAUUCGAAUUUCGAACAUCAGCGCGUUUUUUGAACCCGGACCAUGCAAAAAACUUGCUUUUAGCUCAAAAAUCACCAAUUUUCAGCCAAAAAAUCUAAAAUUUUUCAGCCGCAAUGCGACAAACUCUUCAAUUCUCUGAUCCCAGGAGUUCGAGAUCGAAAUCCAUCAAUUCGAAAACAAUUUGCAAAUUCAAUGUCAUAUCUCGCCAAAUUUGUAUCGCAAAAUCUCAUGCAAAAACUGCUGAAAACCGUAGUUUCAGACCUGGUGACUGAAAAUGAAGAGCUGAAAUUGUCAGCCAGACAUGUCCUGCGAAAUCUCUCGCAAAAUUGCUCCGAAUUGCUCGGCUCACAUGCCACACAAAUUGUGCCAUUCGUAUUUUUGGAAACUUGCCAGGAAGUGAAGAAGGGUGAUGAGGAAGGCAGGCUGAAACGAGAAGAAUGGCUGGAAUUGUGGGCGGAGCUUGUGCCGAGCACAUCUGCCGCGGCAAGAUUGUAUAAAGAUGAGAUAUUGAAGACGGGAUUGGAGAUUGUGAAGGAGAAUGAGGUGUGGAGGGUGAGAGCGCAGGCGGCGAGAAUGAUUGGAGCGACGGUGGAAGUGUUGGGAGGGAAUGUUGGUGGGGAGAGUGUUGGUGAGUGGGGGGGGGGUGAGCUCGGGUAGAGCAAACAGGUUUGCUCUACCCGGGUGCUCUGCGCGAGUGUAGACCGCAAGCAGAAAACAGGGCGUGCUUCGCAAGCCCUGCUUAAACAGUUGGCCGCUUACGCGGAAGCUUGCGGCACUAUCUUCCGCUUCAGCGGCCACGUGAAUUGCUAUGAUAUGGUAAACGUCAUAGUAAUACGCGUGGCCGCUGCGCGGAAGCUUGCGGUCUACAGUCGAGCGCUCGACCCGAGCGCUCUGCGCGAGUGUAGACCGCAAGCUUCCGCGUCAGCGGCACUAUCUUCCGCGUCAGCGGCAACGUGGAUUGCUAUGAUAUGGUAAACGUCAUAGUAAUACGCGUGGCCGCUGAAGCGGAAGAUAGUGCCGCUGACGCGGAAGCUUGCGGUCUACACUCGCUCCGCUCGAAAAAAAAAUAGAUUUGAUGCCUGAACCUUCAAAUUUCAGCAAUUUUCAUGAAAAUCUUGGAUUUCUCUGAAAAAUGCUGAAAUUUUUGGGUUCUCGCGCAGGGGAACCUAUCGCCAAUUUUUUUUUUAAUGAAAAAAGAUCUCAAAAACUACGAUACUCCGCGUUUACACCACCAAAAUUGACCCAUUUUCUAUCAAUUUUGAAGGUGUAAAUGCGGAGUAUCGUUUGAGAAACGUCAAUUUGAUGCCUGAACCUUAAAAUUUCAACAAUUUUUAUGAAAAUCUUGGGUUUUCUGGAAAAUGCUGAAAUUUUUGGGUUCUCGCGCAGGGAACCUAUCGCCAAUUUUUUAAAAUUUACAUAAACAUUUUUUCAUGAGAGUUAAGCCUUUUGGGGAAGUUUUGGCCCCAAAAAAGCCACGUGGCGUGCUCCGCAAGCCCUGUUUAAACAGUUAGCCGCGUACGCGGAAGCUUGCGGUUUACACUCGGAAAAAAACGCAUAGCAUUCAACAAGAUUUAUUGGGGUGGAAAUGAUUAAAAAGUGAGACAUGUCCAAAAGAUGCAACGAGCAUUGUCAUGAUGACAUUCCGAAUCCUUCCAACACGCAUCCACAACAAUCGCCACACAAGCAGCAGCCAUCAAAAAUGGGACGAUUUUUGUUGUUGAAAACAUUUCUGUUUGUCGUGGGGAACAUUUUGGGGAGCCCACUUUUAUGCGCAAAAAUUUGAUGAAAAUUGAUUCGAAUCAAUUUGAUUUGAUUUGAAAAAACGCCCGCGAGGAAGUUUUUUUUUGGUUUUGUGUUAAACUUUCGAAAAAUUGAGGAUAUUGCUCAUGUUAAGCGUGAAAGUUGCUCAAUUUUGAGCUGAAAUUAAUGAAAAAUGCAAGUUACCAACGACACUCCGCAUUUACACUCGAGCGGAGCGAGUGUAGACCGGAAGCUUCCGCGUAAGCGGCUUCGAGCGCUUUGCGCGAGUGUAUGUCCCUUUAAGAGGCUUUUAUAGGAACAUACACUCGCGCAAAGCGCUCGAAGCCGCUUACGCGGAAGCUUGCGGUUUUGCGGAGCACGCGGAAGAAUUUUUGCUCAAAAUGCUCGGAUUUUCUUGGAAUUUUGCACAAUUUUCAGCAAAAAACCUGUGGUUUUCUUUAAAUUUAGGCUAAAACUUGAAUUCUGGCUCAAAAAAUCAGGAAAUUAUCCGAGUUUUAGCUGAAAAAUUGUGUUUUUCGUGAAAUUUAGGCCGAAUUGUGUGAUUUUCAGCGGAAAAUAUUUGAAAAUGCUCAAUUUUAAGCUGAAAUUCAUGAAAAUUCUCAAUUUUUCAACGAUGCUCCACAUUUACAUCGGAAUUCUCGAGCGAAGCGAGUGUAAACCGGAAGCUUCCGCGUAAGCGGCACUAUCUUCCGCUUCAGCGGCCACGUGGAUUACUAUAAUUUGGAAUUCUAGUAGUGAUAUUCCACGUCAUAGUAAUCCGCGUGGCCGCUAAAGCGGAAGAUAGUGCCGCUAACGCGGAAGCUUGCGGAUUACACUCGCGCAGAGCGCUCGGGUCGAGCGAAGCGAGUGUAGACCGCAAGCUUCCGCGCAGCGGCCAACUGUGUAAGCAGGGCUUGCGGAGCACGCCGCGUGGCUAAUUUUUCCCGCCAAAAAUCGCCACAGGGCGUGCUUCCCUGUCUCAAACAAAAAUCACAAAUUUUUGUUGUAGAUCAAAUCAUCGACUCGCUUCUCCCCACUCUUUCCGGUCGAAUUUGGGCGGGAAAAGAGGAGAUUCUGAUGGCUGUUGCGAAGACGAUUGAAGCCGGCGGAGCCGCACUCAAAACCUCACUGAGCCCUGAAAAAAUCGAGCAAAUUUCCGCGAUUUUGAAGCGAGAAGCUGGGAAAAGAAAUGUGGAUUAUUCAUCGAUUGGUUUGUUGGCGUUGGCGAAAUAUUGUCGCGUUUUGGAGGAUUUGAAGACGGCCGAGUGGCUGGCGGAAAAAGUUGAGGAAAAUGUGCAGAAAGUCAUCGGGUAGGUCAAAAAAUUGCGCAUUUUUUGACACCAAACAUGACUUUUGCAGUGAAAAUCGAGCCGGCUCCGAUUCCGAUGACGAAACCCUCACAAAUCUCGAAAAAGAGAUUCGAAUCUCGAAAAUUGUCACCUCAAAUCUGGUGGCACUCGGAGCAUCGUUGGCAACGUUUCGAAAUGGCCGAGAUGCUUGCAAGACUGUUGAGAAGUUGGUGAAAUUCAUGAGGAUGCCCGCGAUUGCCUGGAAAUCCAAACAGAAUUUGUUUGUUGAACUGGGAAAGACUGUGGAGAUGUGAGUUUUUAGCGCGCGAAAAUUUCAGAUUUUUUGAUAUCGAAUAAGCCUAGGAUUACUCAUAUUAGUGGGGUUUUGGAGCAUUGCUCAUGUUAAUUUUUUUUCAGAAAAUUUGAUUUUUCGAGCAUUUUGCUCAUGUUAAUUUUUUUUCCUGAAAUUGUGAUUCAAAUUUUUUUCUCAAAAAUUUAAUUUUCGAGCAUUUUUUAUCAUUGCUCAUGUUAAAUUUUCUUGGAAUUUCACAAAAUUGCUCAUAUUAGUGGAUUUUUAGAUUGCUCAUGUUAAAUUUUUCCAGAAAAUUAGAUUUUUAGAGCAUUGCUCAGGUUAUUUUUUCUUUCAAAUUUUGACAAAACAUUGCUCAUGUUAAUUUUUUCCUGAAAUUGUGAUUCAAAUUUUUUUCUCAAAAAUUUAAUUUUCGAGCAUUUUUUAUCAUUGCUCAUGUUAAAUUUUCUUGGAAUUUCACAAAAUUGCUCAUAUUAGUGGAUUUUUAGAUUGCUCAUGUUAAAUUUUUCCAGAAAAUUAGAUUUUUAGAGCAUUGCUCAGGUUAUUUUUUCUUUCAAAUUUUGACAAAACAUUGCUCAUGUUAAUUUUUUCCUGAAAUUGUGAUUCAAAUUUUUUCUCAAAAAUUUUAUUUUCGAGCAUUUUUUAUCAUUGCUCAUGCUAACUUUUCUUGGAUUUUCACAAAAUUGCUCAUAUUAGUGGAUUUUUAGAUUGCUCAUAUUAACGUUUUUCCAGAAUUUUUCAUUUUUAGAGCAUUGCUCAUAUUAAUAUAAAUAAUUCCCCAAAUUCUUCCAGCUGGGACCUCAAAAGUCAAUUUGACGCAACUCAACUGGUUGAAACAAUCUUCGAACAAGCCGACGAAAUGAUAAAUCAACAAAAGAAUACGGUAGCCGCAGAUGCUCUCCAAAUCAUCAUAAAAAUGCACGAAAAACGCGAAUUUUUGAGUGUUGAUUGGGAAAUGGUGGAGAUUUUGAUGAAAAAUGGAAAAGCUGGCCAAAUUACUGGAUUAUCGAAUCGAUUGGAACAUUUACAACAACAGAAAAUGGAAAUUGACUAA